Molecule: messenger RNA, 1425 nt
Organism: Penicillium cinerascens
Lineage: Eukaryota; Fungi; Ascomycota; Eurotiomycetes; Eurotiales; Aspergillaceae
Product: CRAL-TRIO domain-containing protein
Exons: 4
Coding region: 1-1425 (474 amino acids)
Source: RefSeq, a predicted model, not a curated record
AUGGCGGACAUACCAGAGAACUCAGCCCCUGGAUACGUCGGGAGACUGGAUGCUUCACAGCAAGAGAAACUGCACCAGUUUUGGCGAAUUCUGAUGCAAUCUUGGGAUCCUACCAUUCCCGGUCCAGAGCCUGCCCGCAAAUCAUCGGUCUCUUCUAGUGGCACUCAUCGACGUUUCUUCUCUCUGGGCCGAUCCCAAGCUCAACCCACAGAAGAAGACACGGUUGCCAUUCCGGCCAACCUCCUCUCGACUCUACAAAGCUUGGAAACAGGCCCAAACGAGAUCAAAACCAUCAACUCGCUUUUGAAAAAGCUCCCCGGAGACAAGCUGCGCUCGACCCUGCUUACAGUUCUAAAGCAAGACCAUCCCGACGCGCUUUGUCUACGUUUCAUCCGGGCGGAGAAAUGGAACAUCCCCAAAGCAUGGAUCAAGCUCGUGUCAGCCCUGAACUGGCGAGUCAAUGAGUACAAAGUUGAUGAAGAGGUUCUUCUCAAAGGCGAGGAAUACCAACUGGAGAAAUCGCGACAGAGCGGAGACUCGGCUGAAACGAAAGAUGGCCAGGGCUUUAUGCAUCAGCUGAAGACUGGCAAGGGCCAUUACCAUGGAUCUGAUAACUGGGGUCGUCCUAUCUGUAUCAUUCGAGUGCGGACACACAACCCAAAUGACCAAACGCAGAAGGGAUUGAAUGACUACAUCAUUCACUGCAUUGAGACCGUUCGAUUUUUGCAGGUCCCCCCAGUGGAGACCAUGGCAAUUGUUUUCGACUUGACGUCAUUCAGUCUUUCUAACUGGGAAUUCCUACCGGUCAAAUUCAUCAUCGACAGCUUUCAAGAGAACUACCCCGAAUCUCUGGGAGCCAUAAUCUUCUACAACGCUCCCUGGAUCUUCUCCGGUUUCUGGAAAAUCAUUCACGGAAUCCUCGACCCCGUAGUCGCCGCUAAAGUCCACUUUAUCAGCGGCGCGAAGGAUCUCGAGAAAAUGAUCCCCAAAUCCCAAAUCCUGAAAGAGCUCGGCGGCGAAGAAGACUGGGAAUACGAAUACAUCGAGCCCCAGCCAAACGAGAAUGACAGACUCAAAGAUACGAUCACGCGUGAAAAUAUCCUGGCUGAAAGGAAGAAGCUCGGAGAUGAGCUUUUCACGUUGACUUCUGAGUGGAUCUCAAGCUCGAAGAACGAUCCACCGCCGAGUGGUCGCGAUGAAGUGAUUAUGAAGCUGCGAGACAAUUACUGGCAGCUUGAUCCCUACGUUCGUGCCAGGACUAUUUUGGAUAGGACUGGGGUUAUCAAGGAAGGGGGACAUAUUGACUUUUAUCCUGUUCCGGCUUCGACGACAGCUUCGACGUCGACUUCGGCUCAGGUGGAGGAGAAGCCUAACAUGGUAAUGGAUAAUGUGGAGACUGCGCAGGUCCCUGCUGUUGCUGCUUGA